AUGGCCGACUCAUCGUCAUCAUCCUCACAGCCUCCUGUGCCGCCAUCGUCGCAACCACCAGCCUCAUCUCAGAUCACUUCACAGUCACACGAGCUCCCACCGCCGUUAUCAACAUCCACAUUACCUGCGGGAGGGCUGUCGGCAUCUGCCGAACCUGCAGUGGUACUGAAACGCGAACCAGACACGACAGACGGCACAGCCCUCGACGUUUCUAUCGAGCAGGAUAUCGAGAUGGCCAAUACCGGGGGCGCAAACGAGGGAGAGAACACGGUCGCGCCUGGAGGCUCUGCCCAGGAUGCACUUCCUACGUCCGUCGAUGCCAUAGCGGCCGCGGUGGCACCGUCGAAGAAGGAGACGAGUUUGCGCGAGUUUUUGGGGAAGAUGGACGAAUAUGCGCCUAUUAUCCCAGACGCCGUCACAGCCCACUACCUCACGCUCGCCGGUCUACCGCCCCCAGGAAACGGACCGAAUCAAACUCCCCCACAUCUCGCCCGACUACUCGCCCUAGCGACACAGAAGUUCAUCGCCGACAUCGCUGCGGAUUCAUAUCAGUAUGCACGCAUCCGCGCCUCGAACAGCUCCUCCGCCAACAACCCCAUGGGCAGUCUCAACGCCGCCUCGGGUCUUAACGUCCCCGCCGGUGCUGCUGGCGCUGGCGCCGCAGGUGGUGCGGGAGGCGUCUCCGGCGGCGACGCGGGCAAAGGCAAAGCGAGCACGCAUCUGGGUAUCCAGCGCCCUGGUUUUGGCGGUGGUGGCUCCGGUGGCUCUGGCCAAGGUCGCACAGUACUCACCAUGGAAGAUCUGGGCAUGGCAGUGUCGGAGUAUGGAGUGAGCGUCAAGAGAGGGGAGUUUUACCGGUAG
Messenger RNA from Aspergillus clavatus NRRL 1, 861 nucleotides. Its product is annotated as putative TFIID and and SAGA complex TAF10 subunit. Gene Ontology annotation, cellular component: SAGA complex; nucleus; transcription factor TFIID complex. Gene Ontology annotation, biological process: transcription initiation at RNA polymerase II promoter. Bases 1 to 861 code for a protein of 286 amino acids. Gene Ontology annotation, molecular function: promoter-specific chromatin binding; RNA polymerase II general transcription initiation factor activity. NCBI's taxonomy places the organism in Eukaryota, Fungi, Ascomycota, Eurotiomycetes, Eurotiales, Aspergillaceae. The record is from RefSeq and is a predicted model, not a curated record. The transcript has 2 exons.